This is a messenger RNA of Cutaneotrichosporon cavernicola, 1044 nucleotides long. RefSeq lists its product as uncharacterized. Gene Ontology annotation, molecular function: translation initiation factor activity; guanyl-nucleotide exchange factor activity. NCBI's taxonomy places the organism in Eukaryota, Fungi, Basidiomycota, Tremellomycetes, Trichosporonales, Trichosporonaceae. The record is from RefSeq and is a predicted model, not a curated record. Gene Ontology annotation, biological process: translational initiation. Gene Ontology annotation, cellular component: eukaryotic translation initiation factor 2B complex. The transcript is spliced from 4 exons. Bases 1 to 1044 code for a protein of 347 amino acids.
AUGCGGCAAUCCAAGGACUUUGACGUCGUGGUUGCGUAUCAGCGUGCGCUUACGGACGAGAAGUACCCGCACCCCGUGGCGGCGAUCCUCGCCUUAGUCGAGCUGAUGGAGGCGUCGACAGCCACGACCCUCUCCGGUCUUGCUAUCGAGUUAUUCCACGGACGUCAGACCCUCAUCGCGACGCAGAGCAGUCUCGGCGUGCGUGCCGGCUGCCAGCUGUGGGAGCGUUUCCUCGCAGCAUCGAUGGACAGCGGAGGCGAAUUCACGGCAUACAAGCGCCAGCUUAUCCAGCAGGGCCGUUCGUUCUGCUCGGUGACGGCACCCCAGGCACGCGACAAGAUUGCUCAGCAGGCAGUCGACUUUCUGCGUGAUGACUGUGUCAUCCUCACACACUCGUACUCUAGAACCGUUAUUCAGACCAUCCUCAACGCGCACAAGCAGCACAAGCGCGUCAGCGUAUACGUGACGGAAGCGCGUCCUGGGUGCCUCGGCCAACGCACUCAGCAGAUCCUCACAUCCGCUGGCAUCCCUUGCGAGGUGGUGCUCGACAGCGCGGUCGGAUACGUAAUGGAGCGCGUCGACAUGGUGCUGCUCGGGUGUGAGGCGGUCGUCGAGAGCGGAGCACUCGUCUCGUCGGUCGGAACGUACCAGGUCGCACUCGUCGCCAAGGCGAUGCAGAAGCCCGUGUACGCGCUGGCCGAGUCGUACAAGUUCUUGCGCCACUAUCCCCUCUCCCAGACCGACCUGCCCAUGCCGCGCGACGCGAAUAAGAUGCCGCUGGUGCUCCCCGCCGACAUCCCGACCACUCCGGACCACUCGCACUUGCGCCGUCCGUCCGCGUCCCAACCUCCUAGUGGUUCUGUGACCCCUGCCGGCGCACUGGCAUACGCAGCCACGCCUGACCUGACCAAGGCGUGCAUGGCCAACCAGCCAAAGUUCGACGUCACGUUCCCCCAGCUCGUCGACUUUAUCAUCACCGACCUGGGCACGCCAUUGUCGCCAACGUCGGUCAGCCAGUAUCUGGUGGCGCAGUUCUCGUCGUAG